CUGAACACAACUUCUGAAAUCACCUGUGGAAAGGUAAGACAGGUUUAUUAAUGGUGGUUUGUGCUUUUGAAAUAAAACAAAGAUAGAGAAAACAAAAUUAUGUUAGACUUUAGAUUUUAAAUGUCAAGCGAUAUUUAAUUAAGUUCCAUGUAAAUUUCUGAUUAGGGGAAGUAAUUAAUGUGUUUAUCAUAUAAUGAAGGAUAUACAGUACCCGGUCUAUUCGGUUGUCGAUAUUACCUUUAGAAACAAUUUCAAUUAAAUGCAUUCAUGUUAAGGAUGAUCCUGCCAUGUCUUUGAACUUCAAAAAUAUACAAUAUUUAUUUAAUCUUAAAAGAAUGUAUUAUAGAAAUACAUUUUGUGACGUAUUUUGUUUUGAUGUGAAAAUUUCUUUUGAUGUAGGAGAAGCAUGAAAUAAAAAAAAAAAUACACCUCAUAAAUGGUACAGAGCGAAUUGUCACGUCCACUGUCUAUAAACCCUGUGUGACCUUUGACACGUAUUGUCCAAUGUUCCGGGGGAGACUUCUCUAUACACCUUUCAUCUACACAUUAAGUACGACCCAGAUACAAUUCUACAAAUAAACUCACAACUGCACAGUACAGGUUUUCUAGAUCUGCAAGGAUAACACAUCUGGAAUUUUGACACACCGUAGAUAAACAGGGGAAAGUGAAAACAGGUAAAUGUAGAUAACUGUAAAAGUGUAUACCAUUCUGGCGUUCACUGCAGUAAAUCUAGAAUUUAGUGAUCAGCCUAUUGUUGCCUUAGUCUUGUAGCGAGUUACUGUGUGAGAUUCUGAAUGUUUUGUGGAACAUGUAAUUUAUUGCCUUAGUCUUGUAGCGAGUUACUGUGUGGGAUUUUGAAUGUUUUGUGGAACAUACAUUAUUGCCUUAGUCUUGUAGCGAGUUACUGUGUGAGAUUUUGAAUGUUUUGUGGAAUAUGUACAUUAUUGCAUAAUGUACAAGACAAAUAUAUCUAUAGAAUGCAAAUCCAACUUCGUAUCUUUUUCGUUUUGUGUAGGAAAGUUGUUUAGAGUAUGGAUGAUUUCAUUUUUCGGUAAAUGUAGUUGUUACGGUUUGUGUUUUAUCUAACAUAUUUGACCUAGUCUUGGUUAAGUGGUUAAGUUUUACGUCCCGUCGAGAAUUUUUCACUCAUAUUGAGACUUUACCAGUUUUAGGUGAAAUACCACACAUUUAGACCUGCUUAGCGCUUACGGACGUGAACAGUGAGGUUUUUUUUUAAUGUGCCAACACCUGUCGUGACACGGGACCUCCAUUUUUAAGGUCAUAUCCGAAGACCCAUGUUUGUCACUUCUAAAUGCCAAGCGUUUGGCGAAGGAGCAACCACUACCGAUGCUUACGUCUUAGGUUUGAUGCGGCCAUGGCACGAGUGGGGCUCGAACUCACGACCUUCCGCUUACGUACCGAACUCUGUACCACUGAGCUACCGCGAAUGGUGACCUAGUCUUGAAAAUAUAAGUAAAUAAUGAAAUACAUCACGCUAUCAAUUUAUACCCCCCUCCCCCCGAACGAAGUUCAGGGUAUAUAGGAAUCACUCUGUCUGACCGUCCGUCCGUCCGUCUGUGCAGAUUCGUGUCCAGGCCAUACUGUAACUUCUUUGUUCUUUGACUUAGGCAUACCAUAUUUGGCACACAAGUGGAUCACCAUGAGACGAUGUGUCGAGUACCUUCAUGACCUCUAUAUGACCUUGACCCUUGACCUCAAUGUCAAAAUUAAAGGUGUUUUUUUUUUACAAUGAAUUCCUAUCCGGGCCAUAACUUCUUUGUUCUUUGACAUAGGCAUACCAUAUUUGACACAAGAGUGUAUCACCAUGAGACGAUGUGUCAUGUACCUUCAUGAACUCCAUAUGACCUUGACCUCAAGGUCAAAAUUAAAGGUUUUUACAAUGGAUUCGUGUCAGGGCCAUGACUUCUUUGUUCUUUGACAUAGGCAUACCAUAUUUGACACAUGAGUGUAUCACCAUGGGACGAUGUGUCGGGUACCUUCAUGACCUCUAUAUGACCUUGAACUUUGACCUCAAUGUCAAAUUUGAUUAUAGGGUUUUGACAUAGUCAUACCAUAAGACUUGGGUGUAUUACCAUGAUACUAUGUGUCAUGUACAUUCAUGACCUCUUUAUGACUUUGACCUUUGAUCUCAAGGUCAAAAUUAUAGCUUUAUACCAUGGAUUUGUAUUCGGACUAUAUCUUCCAUUUUCUUCUACAAAGGCAUACCAUAUUUUUACACUCAGGAAAGAGGUAAUUUAUACCUAGUAACAACACCCUUUGGGAGAUCGGGAUAAGCGGGGGGUAUUCUUAGUGAGCAUUGCUCACAGUACAUCUUGUUUUAAAGUUGUCGUACAAAUAAAGACGGACGGGUAUAGAAAGUAUUAACAAAAGUGCUGCAUACAUCCAAUAGCGAUUUGCUCUAAAAAUACCUGCAGGUCUGCAGAAAAUGUCAAUCUUUUCUAACGUCUCUCAUGUGAGUUGGAAGCUAAAGGGAGUCAUUAGUGUGGUGGUCUCAUCGUUGUUGCUACACAUUUCCAAUAUCUAACCUAAACUCAAGUAUAAUGGUCUUUGAUGAUUGUUUCCAUCACUUAAUUAGAAGUUACUGAUGAGGAAGAAAUAUAAAGAUGAGAGAGAAAAUUUCAAUAUUGUUGUGAAAGCCUCUGUAGGCUUGCUUACGGUGUAGGUAAUUAAAAGACUUACGGGAUGACCUUAUGGGGAAUCUCAUUGUAAUUACAACAGGUCCACAUUGUCGUCAUUGUUUGAUUUUCAAAUUUUAUUCAAAAGUUGUUUGUUGCUUUGUUGAUUGAUUGAUUUUGGUGAUUGGUUCGUUUGUUUAUUAGUUUCUUUGUUGCUGAGUUUCUUUUGUUUAUAAUGAUUUGUUUGUUGAUUGGUUUGUUGAUUUGUUUAUUUGUUUAUGGAUUUGUUUGUUGAUUGGUUUGUUCGUUGAUUGGUUUGUUUGUUGAUUGAUUUGUUUGUUGAUUGAUUGAUUUGUUGAUGGAGUGGUUUGUUGAUUGAUUUGUUUGUUUGUUUGUUGAUUGAUUUGUUGAUGGAGUGGUUUGUUUCUCGUUUUGCGUCCUAUUGGUAUUUUUGUCGAUCAUGUAAAGUCGUUACCAGCUUCAGGUAAAAUGACACAAAAAUGACCAAUGCAUGGGGCUGAUGGCUGAAGCAGUGGAGGUCCUAGAUCUUUAUCACGAUAACACCUACAGCGACAUGGGACUUCUGUUUUAAGGACCUGUUACCUUCCCCUCCAAUAUCGAUCGCGAGAAUGCUUAGAGAAGGAAUAGUCACGACAGAUGUUAAUUGUCGUAGGGUUAAACAGAUGUUAAUUGUCGUAGGGUUAAACAGAUGUUAAUUGUCGUAGGGUUAACGCUACGUCCGGGGUCGAGACUCGAACCAGAGUCUCCCGAUUCCAAGCAUCCUUAUCCCUAGACCACCUGCCACUGGUUCUUAUAAGCUGAGAUGAUAAAUUGUUAUUUACUGUAACGCAAAAGAAACGUCGCACCUGAGACGGGGCAUGCUAAGAUAGCUCAAGUAGAUAAAGACAUAUUUUGUCAUUAGGAUUGUGUAUGUGUAUGUUUUAUGAAUUAUUGGACUUAAUUUUCAUAUAUAUUUUUUUGGAUUUUUUUUUUUCAAGUUAUCGAAUUUCAUGAUCAACUUUUUCGAUGUGUCGUUUCGUGCGAACUUUCUUUUGGAGUUUAGUGUAUGGUAUUUUGUAUUUCUUCCAGAUUGAUUCUAGUUUAGAAUAAAUCGCCAAAUUAAAGGAAGUAAAUUAGGUGAUACUGCAUUGUAUGCACAAGUAGUAGUGUGGAAGUGCUCGAGCAGUAGUUGUAAUCAAUGAUUUUAAAGUCCGAUUUAAUUCAUUUUCUAAACUUAGAACUUUGAAACUUUUUUCUCCUCAUUUCAUUGUUCCAUUGAUGUGUAAAUUGAUAUUGAAAGAGAUACCUCAGGGACGAAAUGAUUGUUAAUUAAAAAAUAAUUACAUUUGAAUUCUCAAUAUUUGAGUUAGAUCUUCACCUUCAGUAUUGUCUCCGGGCUAAGCACUCCACAGUUAGGAAAAGUUUUAUAAUCAAUGAUAUAUCAUGACUAAUUCUAGGACGAGUCGUUUCCUAUGUACAAAUGACGCUUGUCACCUAUUCAGUUACCUGCUACUAAAAGGUAAACUCGACCACCUUUGCCCAUCGCAGCCAGGUUACCUCGCGUCUACUAUAUCAGAGACACCUCCUAUGAACUGUGAAAAUGAUAAGUAGUGCAUGGUACCGCCAUUUGGACAUUGUCAUUCAUCUCGAGAUCGGUAUAUGUAUAAGGAUUGUCUAAUAAGUCGAGAUGGCAUUUCUGGACUAAAGUCAGGGCAGGUAAAUAUAAGUGAUAUACAUUGUAUGCUUGUCCUAGGGAUUCCAACUAGAUCCUUAUUUCAACAUUCGCCUUGCGAUUAAUCGUUUUUCUAAAUUUUCAGUCCUGAUAAUUUAGUAUUGUUUGGUCGUGUAGAUCAAUUCAUCAAAUCGGUGUUUAUGUGCUUAUACAUAGUCCGGUGAUUGAUUCUGACCAUGGCACCUGACAGAUUUACUUGGUUCUUGUAACUUUGAUGUCAUUCAUAUCUUUGUUAUGGGUGCACUUAUUACCAAUAACUUUUCUGCCAGAGGAAUGUGUUCAAUAUAUGUAAUACUCAAUAUUAAAUAUCGCAUUUUAAUGCCAUGUUAUCCCGCACUCACGUUUUCGGUUUGGAUUUGUUUGUGGUUUUUAUUAUGUAAAGUUCUGGAGGGGUGGUCAGCUUUGGAGUUUUGUCUUUUGAGAUGGGGGAUAUUUUUGCGUGCUUGCACGGAAUGGAUAGGACACCGUGUUUGUCUUAGUGGAGGCAAAAGUCAUAAGGUUCAAUAACUAAAAGAUUUUGAUUAAGUCAUAGAGAGAGAGAGAGAGAGAGAGAGAGAGAGAACACUAAACUGACAAGACACGAACAACAGUGAAUUGCCAAAUUUUCCGGACGACCUGUCCCUUCCUCAGUACCCUCGGGACGAUUGUUGUUGGUUUUAGUCCUUUAUAUAUAUAUAUAUAUAUAUAUAUAUAUAUAUAUAUGGAGAGAGAGAGAGAGAGAGAGAGAGAGAUAGAGAGGAGUUGAAUUUCGCAUUGUAGCUGCCUUCUAUAGAAAAGUGCGUGAUGAUAUUGCAAAAGAAAAAAAAAAUGAAACUAAAAGUUACUAAGUAUUAUUUAAUUUCUAAAUGAUAUAACUUUUACAUGUUAUAUAGUUACGUACAGACAUGCCCUGUUUAUUGUACAUGUAGUAAAUACAAUGAGUGUGUAAUACCCAGUGUUAACGGAUAUCCGUCCGGGACAUUUACUGUGGGUUACAAUUACAGUGUACGUAUUUUAAUUAGGUCAUAAUGUUUGGAAUAAUGAUUGCUAUCAAUGUGAACUUCAAUAAUCACUAUACUCUGUGAGUAUGGACUAAUUGAAAUGUUUCUGUUGAUUGAAUUCAACUCGUGUUGUUUCAUCAUGCAGCUAUACGUAAGCGUCACAACCACACAUUUUUAGUCUCUCAUUCCUUGUAGAAAAUCUAUCUUUUUGCACUCAGACUUAUUUUUUUCUUAAAAGAUGAUUAUAAUUUGCAUAUUUUGGAGAGACAUUGUGUUGAUAAAGGAAGACACGAUCUAUUAUUCAUGGUACUUGAAUUUCUUAUCAUUGGAUAGAAAAAUAAGAGAAGCUACUCGAUCGGUGCUCGGAUGGUGUUCAGUAAACCUUGAAAUUGAUAUAUGGUGACAGGAAAUGUAAAACUGCUCCAUCAUUUAUGAGGGUUAAAUUCCAGUUUUUCUGUUUUCUUCUGAAGUGUUACAGGGGUUACUUCUUAAUCUGUAAGUGUUAACUUUAUCUUGGUUAGGUUUUUAAAACUUUAUUUUCACAGAAUGUUGGAUAUGUAUUAGAGAUGUCUCUUUGGUGGUCUUCUCCACCUCGUCUUAGCGUUUAUUUCAGGGUGUCCACAAUAAUUUUCAGUCAUAUUUUGAGAGUACAAACAGUGAUACGAAGGCCACUUAAACAUUUCUAACCGCACUCUUCUUUUCACAUAUAAAUCCCUGGCAUCGAACUGUCGAUUUUUCUGGUGUUAUAGAACAUUUGACUUCCCGAUAAAAUCACUCACUCAGGAAAACUGAACCGAUUUCCAUGCGUUAUCAUAUUGUACUCAUCAUUUGAUAUUUCUGGGGUAAAUUCACCCUCUUUAGUUGAAUUCUAAAAGCAGUAGGAAAUCUUGUCUCGCUCAACGGGUCUGUGUAAUCUCGCUCAAAAAUCUGAUCGCUCUUUUUCAAAGGAUGUAUAAGCCAAUGCAAAUUAAGUGUUAUGGCUUUAAUCGAAGCUCGUGAAGGCCUAUUGGUAUUGAAGUGCAAAUUAUAUAUUCUUUACAUUUUUAAUGGCUUUGUUGAAAUGUUUAAUGGAGAAGGAGUAACCCAAGCAUGGUAUCGGAGUUUAUUAAAUGUUUGAUUUCUUCAGAUGAUGACAGGUUUUAUUGAAACGUUUUGGUGACUUUGAAUUGAUAGUAUGCAUAAUUUUGCUUCAUUCAAAUUGUGUAUGUCUAUUAUUACUUACGCUGUCCAUCAGUGCACCCCCCCCCCCCCCAUAUUGAAUGUUAUUUGCUAUCGCUAAUUAAUUCAAUGUUUUGAUUUUAUUGGAAUAUAUUGUUUUUAAUUAGAGUGAAUAAGUUUUUUUUUUAAAAAUUAUGGGAAUACAUGUAUACAUGUAGUUGUAAAAGAGUUCAUCAGAGAUUGGAUUGAUUGCCUUGUUUUGUUCGAUUUUUGUGUGGAUACAAUAGUGUUACUUUAUACACCCACACGGAAUUGAAAAAACAAAACAAAACACCGCAUCAACUAAACCAAAAACCAAAACAAAACUACCAACAAAAAAAAAAUGACUCCCAACCAACCAAUCGACUGAAGCACUGUGAGAAAGGUCAUCCAUAUUGCAUGCACGUAAACGUGGCAUGAUAUUUUUUCUUCUGUUGAAAAAUGGAUUACAUUAUUGACAAUAUAAUGAUAGCGUGUAUUUCUAUUUUCAUUUUUAUUCUCAAUUUUUUUGGUUAAUUUUGUAGAAAUGCAUUUGAGUAGUUGUGAGUGUUAAAUAUUUGAUUGGUUGCGUUGUAAUUUCCUUUUCAUGAUACGCUGUAAUUUAAGGUUGAUAUAUUAUUCUGUAUUGUGUAAAGCUUUAAUUUAAAAAAAAAAUUCUCAACUCCCAAACUCGUUUUGUUUUUCCAUCAAGUUUCACUUCAUUUGAGCUCAUUUUAUUAGCAUGUGUAGCGGAGUGAAAAAGUAGAAAUGGUUUGGCUUGCAGACAUUCCACAGAUAAACAGCGAAGAGAAUUUGUGUUGUUAUAAUUAGUGUAAACAGAAGUGUUACAAAUGACAGGCGUGUUCCGUGGUAGAUAAAAAAGGAUAAAUAUUGAAUAGUUUCUGGUAUAUAGAGUAGCAGUAGACGGAUUCAGUUAGACGACCACAACAGACCGUCUGAUAUUGUAUACUCUAGGAACCUGAGUUGUAGCAGAUUUGCUCAUAAUGGUGGCCUUCUCUUCUACACGUGUUAUCAGGGAUUUAAGGUAUUUAUAGAAGGAAGCAACAUGACGAGUCAGAGACCCCCCCCCCCCCCUCUCCUUUCUGAUUCUACGUGCCUGCUAAAUGAACGAAAAAAAUAUGCCGCUCCUAGAAAUCGGAUGUGUCAACCUCUCUGUCUGAAUUUUUCCAUAUAAAACCUUUUAUUACACCCUCAUAUUAUUUUCACUAUUUGAUAGACUGCAGUUUUCAACUUGCAUUAAAAAUGCAUAUUUAAAAUGGGAAUUUCGCCUAUUAUCAAUGUAAAAACAGUCUCAGUUUUAAGUUUAUGACAAAACAAAAUCCUUAUUUUAGUAAAUUAGUACGAUAGGAUUUGCUGCUGCUGUAUGUCAGUUUUUUCCCCCUGAUAAUAAUCAGAUUCCAGCUAAGGCCAUUCUUUACUCUCCGAUUUUGACUAUAGAUUACCCUGUGUACCUGAUCAAGAUGUAGGGCUACCGGCUCAUGGCGCGGGUGUGGCCGGUCGACAGUGGAUGUUUACUCCUCCCAUACACCUGAUCCCACCUCUGGGAUCCAGGAGUCCGUGUUUGCCCAACUCUCUAUAUUGUAUUCUUUAUAGAAGUUAUGAAUUUUCCCCUUUUCAUGAUCACACAUUUUCUUUUAAUUUCACUUAGGUAUUUCUAGUGUAGAUUGUGUUUAGUAAAGACCGAUAGGAUUGGGAAGUCUUUAAAGGUGUAGUGGCGGUAUAAGAAGGAGCAUGUAUUGAUCGUGAUGUGAUAAUGGACUGUAAUGACUCCGGCAUUGUGUGUUGCACCUGACAGAGAGUGUGUGUGUGUAUGUCUUCUGUGACCGCGGAUCCAUGCCGGUAGUCGAACGUAAGCGGCAGAGCGUGUGUUCUGUGCACUCUUCCCAUUCAAAGAAUGAUAUCACGAGGACUCCUGACUCUAUAACAUCUCCUAAAAUGUCUUUGUGCUGUUAAAUAGACCCGCUACCUGGGAGGAUAUUUUAGAGUUGGGAUAUAAUGAUUUAUAGGUUGUGAUUGUUUAGGACUUGUACACGACUGAGGUAAGAGACAAUUCGUGUUAAAAUAUUGAUCAUCCAUUUUCGGUCAUAUUGUAAUCAUUUCUUAAAAUCUUGUAGUUUCGAUUUCGGCUCUGUAUCUAUACAAGCAAUGCGCUUUGCCUAUAUGAUUAUCUGCUUAUGCGAUAGAGGGGGAAAUCUCCGUUAAUUUAUUGAGUUUUUAUUUCUUUCAUUCACCAAAUCUCGCGUCCAGUCAACAAUUUGAGAAUCUUUGUCAGGCCUACCGCGUGGUCUUCUAGUGGAAAGUUUUUAUUAUUAUUAUAAAAGGCCAUGGUUUUCUUUUUCUGGAGACAGUGUUGUGUUUGAAGUUAUGUGUGUGACAAAAAGAUGUUCCACUUGAGUUAGAAUUAAAUAUGCAGUGCAGAGAGAGAGAGAGAGAGAGAGAGAGAGAGAGAGCUGUCCACGAAGGUUAAUUAUUUUAAUAUAUUGCAGAAAGAUUAUUCGUAUGUGUCACUGCCUUGAAAGUACUCUAGCAAUGAUUAGUUUCUUAAAGAUAUUGAUACUUGUCAACCUAAUUAUUAAGAAAAAGUUGAUGUCUCCUUUGUACCAGUGGAAUGGAAUGAACGCUAAACAGACACUUCGUUAUGAGAGUGUUAUGCAAUGACUUGGUUUUUUUACAUUCUGUGUAAGAUUUUCAUUAAUUUUCAACAAUGAUCAGAGAAGAAUGUAUGCAUGUAGUUUUCAAUGUUCAAGGCUUGAUGGUUAGUUCUCGAUGCGAUUGUGUGUACUCGUAUAAUUUCGAGGCUUUUGAAAUCGUGGAUGACUUUUGGGGUAUGUUCUGAACAAGGUUUCAUGAAUAGCUGUCAUUUCUUUGUAUGUAUUCAGAACUGAAGGAUCUUAUUUCUGCCUUGAGACUUGACAUAAGCUGAAUUCAUUAUGUUGUCAGUGAUGGAAGCAUUUUCACCGCAGCAUUGAUUUAAAGCAUAAAUCAUCGAUUCUUUCAUAUAUGUACAAACGCAUGUCCUUUAGUAUGGAUAAAGGAGAAAUGUUUGUAUCAAAUAAAUCGUUCUUUGCUGUUAUUUGUAAUUCUACUGCACGGGAUAUUUUUAAAUGAUCCUGUGUUGUAUUUUUUUCCGGACAGGUGCGACGUAUUUUUAUAAAACUACUAUGAGACUUAAACAUGUAAUCAUAUGUAUUGUACCAUUUCAUUGGGGGGGGGGGGGGUUAAUUAUUAUCAUUUUAAAAGCAAUUUUACCAGAUUUGGGUGUAAUAUUAUAAUAAUGUGGACUAAAUAAUAUGGUACCUUUUACUAAAUGCAUCCUGUACUCUUAUAUAUGACUUCUCUUUUGCGCACUGAAACCCCAGUGUUUAUUUACGCACAGUCGGUAUGGAGAAAAACGUGUCUAUAAAAAUUCCUGUCUGUCACAAGGACCCGCAGUCGAGGAAGACCGCUAUUUUUCAUUAAUAUUAUGAACAUCGCUUUUAAGUGCAAUGAAAUAUUGCUGAAAACUUAAUAUAGACAACAGACUGCAGUGGGUUUUUUCUCCCAGUACUGGGUAAUAUUGCGAUGUACACGAAAGUUUCCUAUUGUUGUGUUUGGAGUCUGGAUACCUUGCUGUUGACGUCUAUAGGAGUUCCUGGACUUUCGUAAGGUUAAAUGGGGCUUGCCUCGGCUGUUACUGCCCCACGAUAAAAUCCUGAUACAUCGCGGAUUAUCCCAUGCGUUGUCCUGUUAAUCUCUGUGUGGCUAUUGAUUUCCUGCAAUAAGAUCGAGAAAGGACGAACAUACCUUCCACAAAAUCUGGUAUUUAAAACUCGAUAGUUGUUAGUGAAAUUUUUUGAGUUAAGUGUUCCUUUCUUUCUGUGUGUCACUCUUCAUAGCCGUAAAUAAUCAGAUCCUGUCAUUUCUUCAACAAGUGGACGUCAAGUUUGAAAAUAUUUACUUGGCUGUGUUUAUUGAUAAGCUUGUGGCCCCCAGCUUUUACGUUAAGGGUUUUUAAAAACACUCGUACACCCUUUGACGACAAGAAGGUCAACGAAAGGUGCAUUGUCCAAAGACGUCGGAAAUAAUAAACCUGGUGUUUUUUCCUUGAGCUCACAUAGAUAUUCACACACGACAUAAUACAAAGGUGGAGAUCAUUUCUAUUACACUGUGAAAUCCUUUGGUGCCAGACAUACAAUACCCGGAUUUAAAUAUGUCAUACUCUGAUGGAGGGGGAAAUUGGAUUAUAAGAUUAUGGCCACUAGCUGUCAAAUGGUGAGCCCAUUUUGGAGACUGGCCAAUCAGUGACGUGCUUUGGAUUAUUAUAUUAUCAGUCUAUGAAGCGUCUGUGUUCAACUGGCAAUAUUAGCUGCAUGUGUGCUCCUUUGUGAAAUGUUGUAACUCUCUCAAUUUCAUAGACAAAAAAACUCAUAAUAACGUACGAUUAUACACAAGUAUAAAACUAUGUCUGAAAAUAGUGAUACAUCCAGCGAGGAGAGCUUAGCUCCAAAGCAGAAUGGAAAAGAUGAUGACAUUUGCCGCGAUUACCUGCGAAAUGUUUGUAAGCGGGGCAAGCGAUGCAAAUACCGACAUCCAAAUACUGACGAAGCGCGAGAUCUAGGUAGACAACAAAUAACAUUUUGUCAUGAUUUUCAAAACACAGGGUGCAGGAGGGGAAACUGUAAAUUCUUGCAUUGUACACGUGAAGAGGAAGAGCAUUACAAGCAGACUGGGCAACUUCCGGUGCGGCUUCAACAGGCCGCCGCUUUAGGACUCGGUGUAACUCCUAAUGUGGAUGUUCCGUUUUUACGGGGAGAAAUCCCAAUCUGCAAAGACUAUUUAAAAGGCAAUUGUAAACGGGGUGCUAAAUGUAAAUUCCGACACGUAACGGGAGGAGAAUACGAUUUUGAACUGCGGAAAUCCGAUCACAGAAAUAAUAACAAUAAUCAAAUGUACGACCCGUAUGAAGAUGACUUCAAUACUUUUGAAGCAUUUGAGUAUGGGCACACCCCGGGUGGAGUGAAGCGAAGGAGAUCGGAACGUGAGUUUGAUGGGUUCGGGGGAUUUGAAGGCAGGUAUUCGUCAAGCCGUCCAUUUAGUUACCAGCUCCUGGAAGAAGAAAAUUUAAUGUUAAGACGGAAAGUGGAAGAACUUAAAAAACAGGUGGCGGAUCUUACUGCCACAAACGAAGUGCUCCUGGAACAAAACGCGAGGUACCGCGUCAGUCGGACCACUGCUGUACAGUCCCUAAAUCCGGCGGGCGUACCGGUGAGCCAGCAACUAACCGCUGGCAUCGGUGCAACCGCUUCACCGGCGCAACCUCUUAAUCAGCUAGCUGUUAGCAGCCUCGCACAGCAAAUUGCGCUUAAUAGUGAACUGGCAUCCCAGCAUGCUUUGCAGCAGCAUCUGGCGAGAGAACUAGGUCAGCAAAACGCUGGGGGGUUGGCAGGGGCAACCCUUAACCCUUCCGUGACAAUAAACCCAGGAAAUAUAGUUCCGGUCUCUCUUCCACAGAAUGUUUCCUUGACUUCGGGUUCUAUGCAACAGACACUUCAACCCGCUGUCUCCAUGACGCAGAGUAUACCCCAGAAUUUACAGGGCCCCCCUUCAGCCCCUCUGGUGUCGUAUCCCAUCGUGUCCCAAAACAUGAGAGCAGCACCCAGCAGUCUUGCCCACUAACAUACGGAAAAAAUGAGUGGUGGAAUGAGGGAAAUCACUGAGUCCAGAGAACGCUUGUCUCCAACGAGGUGAAUGAAGGAAAAGGGAAUCAAAUCUCUUACACGCUUGUGAAAUCAAAAUGAGAAUAUAUGAUUGAGACGGAUAGGUGCAAAGACGUAAGAUUAUUGUGUGAAUUAGUGAAUUUUAUUUCGUUCAACUGAUCUCCACAUUCAUUGAUGAAUGAGCCAACUCACAGCCCAUUUCAUUUAUUAGAGGGAAUAUAGCGCUUUUCAUCGGGUUUAGUUGCUGCUGUUUAUCAAGUUUUACAGCCUGCAUAAAGAGUUAAGGUUCACGAGGUUUUGAUAUUUGUGCGGUGUUUAAGGAGGUACUCUACAUCGUCAUAAUGGCUGACUUCCUUUUAAAACAUGGAUGAAAAUAUUAUAUCAGCAAUAUUUGUCUAUUCGCUUAAAAUAUCAUCGACUAGCUGAGUAGCUCAGAAAGUUAGCACCUCGACUACUGAACUGUAAAUCGCAAGUUCGAGUCCAGCAGGGGUUUUAAUUUUUUUUUCAGAAUGCUUUCUACUAAAACUGCAUAUUUUUUUUUACUAAAUAAAGUAAAUUUGAAAGUUUUCAAUUUCAAAACGUUGUACAUAUAUCCUCCACUUUUCAUCCAUAUCAAAUUUCUCUGGUGUAGCAUACCUCCUUAAGCCACCUUUGAAUGAUGCUGUACAUUAAUUGCCAUGUUCUUGUAAAUGUCAUGAGUUAUGAUACUGGUUUUCGUAUUUUCCUUUGAGACCUACUGAUUUGACCCAUGGAAGUUAAGAAGGUAUUUGAUUAUUUUUGGGCCAGAAUAUGUAAGGACAUUCCAUGAGUAACUAACUCCCUUUGACAAUUUUUAUAAAAAUGCCCAUAAUCUGAUAUAUCAAUGGAGCGUUAAUUGAAAUUCAGGGGAAAAAGUAAAUAAAGGUAAUAUGUAUUGUAUAUUGAAAGAGAAAUUAAAACUUCUUGAGAGUACUUCUAGUUGUAUUGGUUUUAAUGGGUAUCUUUUUAAUUUAUUUUUUUAAAGGGAAACAACAUUUAUUUUUGGUUUUAGAACGCAAGCUUGGUUAGAAGGGCAGCACUAUGGCAUUUUGAUUCCGAUGUGCUUUUCUAUAAUUAAACUGGGUUAUUUAUUUCCGGUUUCAGCAAUUCAGUAAUUAAUUUUUGAACUCUUAGAUGACCAGACUGUCCGAAAUGUAAUGCAAAGCAGGCAUACUCAGACAAAAGAGUGAUAUAGGAAUAAAGUGAUGUAUUACAAAAAAACAUGCAAGUUCUGUUGUCUCAGUGGAAAUCAAUGACGUAUUCAUUGGGACUAUCGUGACGUCAUGAAAGAUAUGUUAGUGAUGGUAUGUUUUUCAUUUAAUUUCAUUGUUCAAGAUAUUUAUUUUUGAGUUGUAAUAAAAACUUUUGAAAUAAUUAAAAUUGGGAAAAGAGCUACA
Messenger RNA from Ostrea edulis (European flat oyster), 13656 nucleotides. RefSeq names its product zinc finger CCCH domain-containing protein 10-like. Lineage: Eukaryota; Metazoa; Mollusca; Bivalvia; Ostreida; Ostreidae. Gene Ontology annotation, molecular function: metal ion binding. The transcript has 3 exons. The record is from RefSeq and is a predicted model, not a curated record. The coding region runs from base 10986 to 12200 and encodes 404 amino acids.